Molecule: messenger RNA, 1704 nt
Organism: Zophobas morio
Lineage: Eukaryota; Metazoa; Arthropoda; Insecta; Coleoptera; Tenebrionidae
Exons: 6
Coding region: 150-1367 (405 amino acids)
Biological process (GO): protein polyubiquitination; positive regulation of proteasomal ubiquitin-dependent protein catabolic process
Molecular function (GO): protein binding
Source: RefSeq, a predicted model, not a curated record
GCUCAGUUUGACAACUGACAUAACGACAGUAGAAUGACAGAUGAUUCUAUUUUAUAUUUGCAAAUUUUUAAUUAAACAAAUAAAAACAAAAACGCCAGAUCAAUGAAACAGUAAUUUUUAGCAACCCACUAGCACUAAGAGUCAUCAAAAUGGCGUACUGCAGCAAAGGCAGAGUUUGUAUAACGUUGAAGAAGCCCAGCCAGCUUAAAACCGAGGUGGACGUGGCGGCUAAAGAAAACUUCGACUUUGCGGAAGCCCUGGAGUCCGUCUACCCCUUGCUCGAGAUUGUUUUCAGUUACUUGGACUACAACGACUUACAAACGGCCGCUUUAGUCAAGAAGUCGUGGCAAGUCACUGCGAGUAGGAUUCUCGAGAAGCGAAACGACGUGAGCUGGAUCACCGUGUUUCGGAAAAAGAGACAAAGUUACGUGCACUAUAGCAAGAAUUAUCUUUACAAUAACAUUAGUUUAGGGAUCAUUUUAUUUAAUUAUCGUGCGGUGUCUCUGAGUGAUUGCUUUUGCUGUCAUGAGGACGUGUCUUCAAGAAAGAUUAAGUUUUCAGAUUUUCUAGCCGACCAAGUGGUUCCUAGUGGAACCGAAUAUUGUGUGAUUGGGUGCCCGGGAGUGGCUUCCAUGUUCUCCAAGCAAGUGAUAAACAAAUCUAGCGUACCUCUUUUCGACGGGUGUUUUAUACCUCCAAUCCCCAACGUGCGGGUGUCCAUGUUUUACUGCAACCCCAUUCACAUGAGGGAUGACCACAUUAAACCAAACGAGAGACUCAAGUGUUUGUUGUUGUUUUGCAAAAUUGACCUCGAAGAGAGCGUCUACGACAUCUUCGAGCACCUUCUCCCUGAGCGAGACUUUCGGAGCGUCGCUGUCGGCGGCGGCAUAAUUCGCAGGACCGUGCUCUUCCCCCACCCCCCCGAUUGUCUCAAGAUCCGCAAAUGCGGCACUUUGUGCAUAACUUUCGCCGAAGACAUGUACUGCGAAAGCGCCUUCGACACGUCCUCCGUCGUCAUAAACGGUAACAAUCUGUCGUCGGAAGACUUUGAAGACGAGUUGUUGAAGUUUAAAAAUAAAAUCGUAAUACGGAGCAACAGCAUGGCGUUUAGAAUAUGUUGUUCCGCGAAGAUGCGCAAGAACCACGAGUCGCGCAUUUUUAACAAGGUUUUCCCUCUCACCCCUCUUCUGGGUUUGGAAGCCGAGGGCGAAAUCGGGUGGAAUUGCUUCAAUCUUCCGGAUUCCGGCGAUGAGUUCGAAGGGCACAAGCCGAAGCGAGCGAGGGAGGGCUAUCCCACGGUGCAACAUCAGUGGUCGACUGUGAUAGUUUUUGUUACUUGGGGACACUUGCUGCAGAAUCGGGUUUGAUGACUUGUGUGGGUGAAGAUAACUAGGGCGUGAUAUCACUGAAUAUGAGCUAGAUAUACUUAAGAUUUUAUUAGAACCGUACUAGCGUCAGAAUAACAACGUUUUAUACGAUUGUCGUUAUACAGAUAGUACAAUUUUAUUUUCGUUUAUGUGAAACAUAAGCGCGAUCUUUUGCAGAGCUGAGUGCGGGUUUUUGCUCAAUAACGGCAUUCAGGAAGAAUACCAAACUAACAUUCAGUUGUACUGAAGUGUUCAUCAUUAUUUUUUAGUUCACAUUGUGUAUUAGCAUUUAUGCUGUAUAAGUGAUUUUGUGCAAGAAUAAAGAUAUACAACAUUA